AUGACCGCCGACAUGUCGGAAAAGUCGCCCAUGGGCGCGCAAUCAGUACCGACCUCUAGCCACAGCGCUUCUUCAGAUCUCGAUGCCACGCUUUCAUCGAGACAUGGCAAGGAGGCGGAAAUCGACCUGAAAAAGAUCGACUCCAAGCCACCUGCUCCUCCUCCUCCCAAGUCCGACGACAUCGAUGAGCUUUACGCUCAUCUGCCUCCCAACCAGGCUGAGAUCCUGAAGCGUCAGGUCUACACCCCGGAGAUCAAGGCCGGAAUCAAAGCCGUCUAUCGAUAUGCCUCCCGCACCGAUUUGGCCAUCAUCUUCGUGUCGUCCUUCUGUGCCAUCGCUUCUGGUGCUGCCAUUCCCAUGAUGACUAUCAUCUUUGGUAGACUCCAAAAUACCUUUCAGUCAUACUUUUAUAGCGGCGGUAACAUGUCCUAUGAUGAGUUCAUCAAUGAAAUGAGCCACUUUGUCCUCUACUUCGUCUAUCUGGCCAUUGGAGACUUCGUCGUCACCUACAUCUGCACCGUUGGUUUCAUUUACACUGGUGAGCAUAUUGCUGCCAAGAUCCGCGAACACUACCUACAGAGCUGCAUGCGCCAAAACAUUGGCUAUUUCGACAAGAUCGGUGCCGGUGAAGUCACCACACGCAUUACGGCUGAUACCAACCUCAUCCAGGAUGGUAUUUCGGAAAAGGUUUCCCUUACCCUCGCAGCUCUGGCUACUUUCUUCACUGCAUUCAUCAUUGGUUUUGUUAAUUACUGGAAAUUGACUCUUAUCCUCUCCUCUACUGUCUUCGCCUUGCUUCUCAACGUUGGCAGUGGCGGCCGUCUUAUGCUCAAGAACAACAAAGCUUCUCUCGAAGCGUUUGCUCAGGGCGGCAGCUUGGCUGAUGAGGUUCUCAGCUCAGUUCGGAAUGCUAUUGCUUUUGGAACCCAAGAUCGCCUUGCCAAGCAGUAUGAUAAGCACCUUGGGAAGGCUGAAUACUACGGAGUUCGGGUCAAGUCUGCUAUGGGCGUCAUGAUCGCCGGCAUGAUGCUUAUCCUGUUUCUGAAUUACGGUCUGGCUUUCUGGCAAGGCAGCAAGUUCAUCAUUGAAGGAAUUGUCCCAUUGUCCAAAAUCCUGACCAUUAUGAUGUCCGUCAUGAUUGGUGCUUUCCAACUCGGCAACGUCACCCCCAACAUCCAGGCUUUCACCACUGCUCUUGCAGCAGCUGCCAAGAUCUUCAACACCAUCGAUCGAAUCUCUCCGCUCGACCCUUCAGACGACAAGGGUGAGAAACUUGCUGACUUUAAGGGCAACAUUCGCUUGGAAAACGUUGAGCACAUUUAUCCCUCUCGACCCGAAGUCAAGGUCAUGAAUGGCGUGUCGCUUGAGAUCCCUGCUGGCAAAACAACUGCUUUGGUUGGUGCUUCCGGAUCUGGUAAGAGUACUAUUGUUGGUCUCGUUGAACGAUUUUACGAUCCUGUCGGAGGCACCGUUUACUUGGAUGGCCAUGACAUUAGCACCCUCAACCUGAAAUGGCUGCGCCAGCAAAUGGCCCUUGUUAGCCAGGAACCAACCCUCUUCGGAACGACCAUCUAUCACAAUAUUCGCCAUGGCUUGAUUGGAACGGAACACGAACAUGCGACCGAGGAGAAGCAGCGCGAGCUCGUCAUGGCCGCGGCUGCUAAGGCCAACGCUCACGACUUCAUUUCUGCCCUCCCUGAAGGAUACGAGACCAACGUUGGUGAACGCGGUUUCCUUUUGUCUGGUGGCCAGAAACAACGUAUCGCAAUUGCUCGUGCCGUCGUGUCAAACCCAAAGAUUCUACUGCUAGACGAAGCCACAUCUGCUCUCGACACCAAGUCUGAAGGCGUUGUCCAAGCUGCCUUGGAAGCUGCCUCUCAGGGCCGAACCACAAUUACCAUUGCCCACAGGUUAUCCACUAUCAAGGAUGCCCACAAUAUCGUCGUCAUGUCCCAAGGUAGCAUUGUUGAGCAAGGUACCCACGAUGAGCUGCUUGAGAAGCAAGGUGCCUACUACAACCUUGUUUCAGCCCAGAAGAUUACUGUCGCUCAAGAGAACACUGAAGAGGAAGAGGAGAUUUCCGAGAAGGAGGAGCUUAUCCGCAAGCUGACCACCAACAAGGAGGAGUACACGGUUGACCCUGAUGAUGACAUCGCCGCUAAGCUGGAUCGAUCUGCUACGCAAAAGUCGGCCUCGAGCAUUGCCCUUCAGAAGCGCAAGCAAGAGGAGGAACAAAAGUACAGCCUGUGGACUCUUAUCAAGGUCAUCGCUGCCUUCAACGCCCCCGAGUGGAAACUAAUGCUGGUCGGCCUCUUCUUCUCUACCAUUUGCGGUGGCGGUAACCCAACCUCUGCAGUCUUCUUCGCCAAACAAAUCGUCACUCUCUCGCAGCCCAUCACUCCAGCGAACGCGCACCACGUCAAGAAAGACUCCGAUUUUUGGAGCGCCAUGUACUUGAUGCUCGCCUUUGUCCAGUUCUUUGCCUUUGCAACCCAGGGUGUCUUGUUUGCCAUCUGCUCCGAACGCCUUGUCCACCGCGUUCGAGACCGUGCUUUCCGCGCCAUGCUGCGCCAGGAUGUUGCUUUCUUUGACAGGGAUGAGAAUACCGCUGGUGCUUUAACGUCGUUCCUCUCCACCGAGACAACCCAUGUUGCUGGCCUUAGCGGUGCCACUCUCGGUACGUUGCUCAUGAUGUCCACAACUCUCAUUGUCGCCAUCGUCCUGUCGGUUUCGAUCGGAUGGAAGCUCUCGCUCGUUUGCACUGCCUGCAUUCCCAUCUUGCUGGGAUGCGGAUUUUUCCGGUUUUGGCUGCUUGCUCACUUCCAGCGUCGCUCCAAGGCCGCUUAUGCUGCGUCGGCAACUUUUGCUUCCGAGGCCAUCUCUGCUAUCCGGACUGUUGCUGCCCUCACUCGUGAAGAAGACGUCUUGAAGCUGUACCACGAUUCGCUUGUUGAGCAGCAACGACGCAGUCUUAGAUCGGUGCUGAAAUCCAGUUUGUUGUACGCUGCCUCGCAAUCGUUGAACUUUUUGGUCUUUGCAUUGGGUUUCUGGUACGGUGGUACCCUGAUUGGAAAGGGCGAAUAUAACCUUUUCCAGUUCUUCCUCUGCUUCAUGGCUGUCGUUUUCGGCGCCCAGUCGGCUGGUUCCAUUUUCUCCUUCGCCCCCGACAUGGGCAAGGCUCAUCACGCCGCUAGGGAGCUGAAGGUUCUGUUCGAUCGUCAGCCCACCAUCGACACCUGGUCAGAGCAAGGCCAGCCGUUGCCCGAGGUCGAGGGCAGCCUUGAAUUCCGCGAUGUUCACUUCCGUUAUCCAACCCGCCCGGAGCAGCCAGUUUUGCGAGGAUUAAACUUGACCGUCCAGCCUGGACAGUACGUUGCUCUAGUUGGUGCCUCUGGCUGCGGCAAGAGUACUACAAUUGCCCUCUUGGAACGAUUCUACGACCCAUUAACUGGUGGUGUGUACAUUGAUGGCAAAGAAAUCAGCACGCUUAACCUGAACGAAUACCGAUCCCACAUUGCCCUGGUUAGCCAAGAGCCGACGUUGUAUCAAGGAACUAUCAAAGAGAACAUUCUGCUCGGAACUGCGGACCCAGAUAUCACAGACGACGCCGUGGAAUUGGCUUGUCGCGAGGCCAACAUCUAUGAAUUCAUCACGUCCUUACCCGAAGGGUUUAACACCAUUGUCGGUAGCAAGGGAGCUCUGUUGUCUGGUGGUCAGAAACAGCGUAUUGCUAUUGCUCGAGCCCUUAUUCGCCACCCCAAGAUCCUUCUUCUUGAUGAGGCGACUUCUGCUCUGGAUUCUGAGUCUGAACACGUUGUGCAGGCUGCCUUGGACAAGGCUGCAAAGGGCCGUACCACCAUUGCCGUGGCCCACCGUCUCAGCACGAUCCAAAAGGCAGAUGUCAUCUACGUCUUCAAUCAGGGCCGCAUAGUCGAAGCUGGUACUCAUGCUGAGCUGAUGAAGAAGGACGGCCACUACGCUGAGCUUGUCAAGCUCCAGAGUCUGGCCAAGAACAACUAG
Molecule: messenger RNA, 4020 nt
Organism: Trichoderma aggressivum f. europaeum
Lineage: Eukaryota; Fungi; Ascomycota; Sordariomycetes; Hypocreales; Hypocreaceae
Exons: 1
Coding region: 1-4020 (1339 amino acids)
Biological process (GO): transmembrane transport
Cellular component (GO): membrane
Molecular function (GO): ATP hydrolysis activity; ATP binding; ABC-type transporter activity
Source: RefSeq, a predicted model, not a curated record